Teleopsis dalmanni is the source of this 1254-nucleotide messenger RNA. RefSeq names its product dihydroceramide fatty acyl 2-hydroxylase FAH2 (gene Fa2h). Gene Ontology annotation, biological process: lipid biosynthetic process; fatty acid metabolic process. The coding region runs from base 37 to 1095 and encodes 352 amino acids. Gene Ontology annotation, molecular function: fatty acid 2-hydroxylase activity; iron ion binding; heme binding. The transcript is spliced from 3 exons. The record is from RefSeq and is a predicted model, not a curated record. Gene Ontology annotation, cellular component: endoplasmic reticulum; membrane. Lineage: Eukaryota; Metazoa; Arthropoda; Insecta; Diptera; Diopsidae.
GGUACAGCAGGAACUUAAGUAUUGUAGUUUUUAAAAAUGGCUAAAGAGAAUGAUGCCCAAAAAGAAACUGAUAGUUUUAUAGUAAAAUAUAAACAAAAUUAUUAUAAUAUAACAGAGUUUAUGCAUAAACACCCUGGUGGCAUAACGACACUAAAGGGUUUAAAUAAUGCGGAUAUGACAGGACGCUUUAUGAAAGCUCCACCACAUUCUGAUGCUGCUAUGUACCUCAUGAAGGAGUAUAAAAUCAAAACAAAUGCAAAACAUGCUCAUACGAACGGGCACAAUGGCUUGACGAAGGUUCAAAAGGAAAAUGGCAUUGAGUUAAUCGAAGAAGAAGAUAGGAAUGAUGGUCAUCUGGAUGAGAGUAUGGAGUAUUUAGUCGAUUGGUCAAAAGCAAUGGUGCCACAGAUACCUAACAUAACAAAGCAUUACGAUGAAUGGGUACAUAAACCAGUAGACAGACCUCUACGUCUUUUUGGACCAUGGUAUUUAGAAAUGUGCACGAAAACACCUUGGUGGGUAGUACCCACAUUUUGGAUACCAGUCAUAGUUAAAUGUAUAUUAAACGAGUUUUUAGAUGCUAUGAAUGCAGCGAACAUAGAAAAGUUAAUCUACCUCAUUGGCUAUUUUAUAGUUGGAAUUUUAUUUUGGACAUUAUUGGAGUAUGCGCUUCAUCGUUGGGUAUUUCAUAUGAAAAUCAAUAGCAACACCAAUAUUUGGCUGUGUACAUUCCAUUUUAUGAUUCAUGGCCUUCAUCACAAAGUACCCUUUGAUCCAUUGCGACUAGUAUUUCCACCAUUGCCUGGUGCACUUAUUUGUACAAUAAUAUACACUCCGAUUAGCUUUUUGGUGCCGACUCCUCAUGUCCUACUUAGUGGAGCACUAUUUGGCUAUUUAUGUUACGAUAUGAUGCAUUAUUACUUACAUUACGGAAGUCCCACAAUGCGCCAUAUGUACCAUAUGAAACGUUAUCAUUAUCAGCAUCAUUUCGCGCAUCAGAAUAUGGGUUACGGCAUCAGCAGUCCACUCUGGGAUUUCAUUUUUGACACACGUAUACAUUUACGCAAACUGAAGUUUCAGUUACGGUGGAAGUAAUGAGUACGGCAUACCGGCAUACAAUAUAUUGUAUGUCUGUUUUCGUAUUAAGAACAAAUUUUUAGCAAAUAUUUUUUUAUUUUACAACUUUCUAUAUAAGCCAAAGACAUUAAUAUUACCAAUAUUUUUUAAUACUAAUUUUUUGAUAGUAUGUGUACA